AUGGUUCGAAUUCUAGAAAGUGAUACCACUACUAUAGAUGCACGGAACAAACUCAAAGCAAAAUUUAUUAAUAACAAAGGCUCUAGUGUAGCAGCCCUCGAACAAGAAUUUUCCAAUCUCAAUCUAGUUGCAUUUUCGCCAAUGGAAGCCUAUUGUCGGAAAUUGAAAGAUUUAGCAAACCUACUAGGAGAUGUUGAUAACCCUGCCGCUGAAGCAAGACUCAUCUUACAGAUGGUUCGUAGACUACCACCAGAAUUUGAUAUCACCGGGGAAUAUAUCAAUCAAAGCUCUCCAUCAUGGCAGAUGGCUCGUAGCAUGUGA
Messenger RNA from Lactuca sativa (garden lettuce), 321 nucleotides. RefSeq lists its product as uncharacterized. The record is from RefSeq and is a predicted model, not a curated record. NCBI's taxonomy places the organism in Eukaryota, Viridiplantae, Streptophyta, Magnoliopsida, Asterales, Asteraceae.